AUGGCUCAUCCUGUGAUUGAACCGCUGAUGACCUGUGUGGGCGGGCCUGGGGGAGGAGGAGCGUCAGAGGGGAUGAGUGGAGGGGAUGGGGAGGAGGUGUUGGGGGACUUGAACAAGCCUGCUGGUGGUGGUGGUGCUGCUGCUGCUGCUGCUGCUGCUGCUGCUGCUGCUGCUGCUGCUGCUCCUGGUGCUCCUGCUCCUGCUGCUGCUGUGCAAGAGGCGAGCGGGGAGGAACAGAUUCAGCGCAUGCUGGCUGGGCUGUCGCACCUUGCACGCUUCCUACGACUGCAGCAAGCACAGCAGCAAGAGGCCGAGGCAGAGGCAGAGGCAGAGGCAAAAGCAGAGGCAGAGGCAGAGGCAGAGGCAGAGGCGGAGGCAAAAGCAGAGGCAGGGGCAGAGGCAGAGGCAGAGGGAGGGGAAGCGGUGCUGUCGGGCCGUGUGAUGGCGAUGGCGCAGAUGGGUGGAGGCAGCGAGGACGAGCGGCAGCAGCUCAUGACUCUCCUGCAGGCGCUCAAGCAGGAGGAGGAGGGGAAUCUGUCGCAGCAACUGAGGCGGAAGCAGCAGCAGAAGCAGAAGCAGACGGAGAAGGAGGAGGACAAGGAGGAGAAGCAGAAGCAGAGCCUAUGCAAGCGGAGGAAGGGGCAGAGGGCGGUGAAUCAAGAGCAGCCAAGGCAAGUGGAGUCCGCCCUUGCUUCCACGUUUGCUCCCAGAUACGCUCCAGAUGGCGCUCUGCGAUUGGCUCAUGGCGGAGGAGGCGGGUGUGGGCACACGGGGGGCCGCCGUGGGGAGAGGAGCGGCAGUGGUGGUGGCAGCGGUGGUGGUGGCAGUGACCCUGGCAGCGGUGGUGGUGGCAGUGACCCUGGGUUUUCUCUGCAUGGCAAUUGUGCCAACCCCAGCAGUGCCAUGAGUAAUGGGAUCUGCAAUAGCAACGUGAAGGUGGAACCACAUGGCAUCAGCAGGAGCGUUUUCAGCAGCACCGGCACCAACGCAGCGAGCGAUGCCGGAAAGAAGAGGAAAACCCCAGACCGCCCAGGAGGCCCCUCCUCUGGCUGCGCUACAGCCGCUCACACGCCGCAGCAGCACACCAGGCAGACCCACCGUGCCUGCUACAGCCGGAGCGCACUCGGGCCGGCCAGUGCUUCAUUUGUUCAGCUGAACCCAGAGGAACCCUCGCAUUCCCAGAGGAUAGGGUCGUCUAUCCUGGGCGCUGCCAUGGUUGUUGAUCCUCAUAUCCCGGUGCCAGAUGUGAGGGUCAACCAGAGUGGUGUGCUGGAAGGCGUGUGCACAAGGGAGCACCAGAGUGGUGUAACUUUCAAGUCGACUCAAAGGUCGCCCCGGGAUGAGCGUGCGGAGAGAUACGAGAGCGAGACCAACGGCCGCGCAUGCGAUGCGCACGAGGAGUGGUGCACGGACGAUGCUUUGGAUGAUCCCAAGGGCCACGUGCAACAUGAAGAGUGCGGCACCAUGCAAGACGAAUGUGGCACGGACGACGAGUGGUUGCCUCGGUGCCAAGACAACAAGACAGGCUCGGCGCCGAACCAGAGGAUCAAGCGCCGGAGCAUGGCAGAGAGGCGGAGGAGGGAGAGGAUCAGCGAGAAACUGCAGAGGCUGAGGGUGAAGGUGAGGGGGCGAGGAGAUACAUGCGCGAUGCUGGAUAGAGCAGUGGGGUAUGUAGAUGCUUUGGAGCGAAGAGUGCUGGAGUUAGAGAGGGCUAUCAUGACAGCUGCUGGGUCUGGGAGAAAUGUUUUCCCCGGCACUGCGUUUGCCGGUUUUGGAUUUGCUGGAAAUGCUUUUGCUACUGAUUCCGCGGCACUGAGUUCUUUACCAGCUGCAUUUACAUCGGUCCCGACUAGCCUCGGGAGUGACGGUGUUGCUAGCUGGCCUUGGGAGUGA
This is a messenger RNA of Closterium sp. NIES-65, 1893 nucleotides long. Lineage: Eukaryota; Viridiplantae; Streptophyta; Zygnematophyceae; Desmidiales; Closteriaceae. The record is from the annotation of a GenBank genome assembly.